AUGAGCCUGCCGCCGCGCUUCCAAUUCAGCACCCCGCAGCUCACAUAUCGCCUCGCCAGUGAGGGCACGUCGUUGAAACGCUUUUUGUGGAAGAUAGACGACUCCCCGCAAUCGAUCCUCAUCAUCCGCUCGGCGGCCGGCGACGUGUUCGGCGAGUACUGCAGCGCAUCGUGGGCCACCCGAAAAGAAGGGUUGCAGGGUCAUUCAAAAUAUUUCGGGCCCGGGGAGACGUUCGUCUUCCGCAUCGAUGACAAGAACCCUUUCGGGAUGCCGAUCGUCUACAAUUCGACCGGCUACUACGGUGCGGGUGACACAAAUGACGACAACCCAGGUCUUUCCAAGAAGAAGGCAGCAUGGCCGUGGCCAUUGGAGAAGAGAACGUGGCUCGAGCUGACGUGCACCUAUCGAAGAGAUUUGGCGAGGGACUGGGAAUUAUUUUGCUGCGCGCGAUUGUCCACUGGAGGCCAGGCAGCCGAGCUCGGCCGUUUUGAGCUCCGCGCCCAGGGCGCCUACAACUGGUGCUGGUGCACAGCCAAUUUGAAUCGGCGUCCGUUGAAACAUCCGCUUAUUUGCCUUGAAGUGGAAGAUGAAGGUCGCCGGCCGAUCUGGUCUAACUGCCGAAAUAUCGAAAUACCGAGGAAAGAAGUGUGGGUCUACUACACCGGAUGGACGGCGGCCGGCGCAGCUGAGGAGCUUUUUGAAGCAGAUACGACCCCGAUCGGCAAUGAGGAUGGGUCGGAAAAGCUCGCACCCAACGCGCCAAAACGACCCAGAAGCCGGGCCCUCUUUGAAGAUGUCACCAACAAAGAAGACUCGCUCGACUCAUUCGACUCGCCGCAAAAGAAGCAAGUACCAAGGAGACGCUCUCCGACAUUGAUCACGUCGCAAACGGAAGAUGCGACCAGCACAGAUUCCUUCGACUCCUUUGACUCCUUCGACUCUCCGCCAACAAAGAAAAUUCGGAUCUCUCCAAAAAAGCGAUCGCCGGCCCGGAUUUUCCCAUUAGAAAGCGGCGUUCCGGGGUUCCCCGCGCUCUACGAUUUGGAGGGAGUGACGCUCUCUGUGCAAUCGGCGACCGUCUCUGAAGGACAAGCCAUUUUGGACUGUAUCGACCUGAAGACGCACCAGCAAUCAUUCGCCUACCUUCAAGACCAAUGGGCCGAGCUGGGCAUUGUCGCCGGGGAUACAAUUCGACUUUUUGAUGCCAAGCGCUGGCAGGAGAACGGCUGGAUAGUCGACGCUGAGCAUGGAGUGAUUAUCACGCAACCGGAUACACUUGUUUCGGCAACCUCCGUUUCACAGGCUCUAUUUUGCCAGCGAAAAGCCGUGCUCGGCGACCGAUUCCGCGGCGGCAACAGCACCAACAAGGCUAUGUUCAUGGGCUCGAUCAUCCAUGACCUUUUCCAGACGGCCAUCCAGCAGCCCCCGGGCACCGUCAACGGCGAGUGGCUUCUAAAAAGAUGGCGCAUGUCGAUCGACGAAGAUCCAUCGGCACUCGUCGCUCUCGUCGCUCUCAAUUUCUCGCCCAGCACCUUUGAGGCCGAGCUGGACCCCUACGUAAACAUCAUCUGCCAGUGGGUGAGGGACAAAAUGUCCCAGCGGCGUCCCCUGCCUUCCGGAGCCACCAUCACCCGGGUGGCCGAUAUCGAGGAGAACGUCUGGCUGCCGAAGCUCGGCAUCAAGGGCAAGAUCGACGCCACGUUUUGCGUACAAAAAAACGGAACCUCAUACUUGGAGCCGCUGGUGCUAAAAACUGGCCGGAGUGGAGCGUCGCACGAACACUCGCUACAGGUCCUCCUCUACUCGCUGAUGCUAUCGAUCACUGAAGCAUCCCCAAUUCGACCGGCCUCCCUGCUCUACUUGAAAGACGGCGUGGCCAGGAAUAUUGAGCCAAAAGCAAUCGACUUGAAGGGUAUUCUUUCCGUGAGGAACCGGAUCGCCGGCCAGCUGGGGGAUAUUGCCCGCGAAUUGCCCGAACCGCUCACCGAGACGAGGCCAUGCGGCCGCUGCGAGCACGCGAUGGCCUGUUCGUUAUAUGGUGACUACGGCGGGAAUCAGAAAGUCAGCGCACAGUUUUCGGCUUUUUCCGAGGCGAGCACAGCCUAUUUGAAGCCGGCGCAUGCUGCGUAUUUUAAGAAAUGGAUGCACAUGCUGACGCUGGAGCUCAAAACUGCGCAAAGCAAGUCGGCCACCCCGUCGCUGAUCUGGACGAUGACUCCGGAGGCUCGGGAAAUGCGUGGCACAUGCGUGGGAGAUCUGCGACUAGGGCGUGUGGAGAAAGCGGCGGCUGGCGGCCGAAGUCUGCUCGUGUUUGAGAAGUCGAUCAACAUCACCACCGGCGCAAUCUCUUCCGGCGACAUGGUGGCCAUCUCCACGAAAAAGCGCUACGGAAUCAUCACUGGCUUCGUGGCAUCGAUUAAAGAUAAUACCGUCGAAAUCACCUCCGAUCACACGCUGCCCAGGAAGGGGGAGGAACGCUACUUUAUGGACCGCAUCGAGUCGUUGUCCACCCACUCGAUGCAAAUGGCUAACGUGGCCGGGUUUAUGCAGGAUGAGGCUUUGAGAAAUGACCUCCGGCGUUUCAUCAUCGAUCUCGACGUGCCGGGGGCCGGAAAAAUUACAAAGUCCGAUUUGGCAAGAAUCAAGCCCCUGCUCUCAAAGCUCAGCCGCGAACAGGCAAGGGCCGUUGUCAAGGCGUUGAUCUGCAAAAACUAUACGCUUAUCGAGGGACUGCCCGGUGCUGGUAAAAGCACAACCUUGGCCGCCGUCGUCAAAUGCUUCUUGCUGUUCGGGAAGUCAGUGCUCGUCACCUCGCACACUCACUCCGCCGUCGACAACCUCUUCGAGAAAUUGCUGGAUGAUAUCCUUGCCGAUGACAUGCUGCGGAUUGGGAAUGUGAAAUCGGUGAAGCCAAAGGUUUCUCAUCUCUGCAUCGAGGAGAAGCUGAAAUCGAUCAUCACCGAGCGCUAUGAGGCGAUGAAGAAGACGCUCACUUCCGUGGAAGUCGUCGGGGCAAUGUGUCUAUCCGUGUGCUCACAUCCGCUGUUCUCCUUCCGGCGUUUUGACGUCUGUCUGGUGGAUGAAGCCUCGCUAGCCGUCGAAUCAACAUUGUUGGCACCGCUUUCUGCCUGCGCCCGCUUCGUGCUUGUCGGUGACGCCAAGCAGCUCGCCCCCUUGGUGCAAAGCCGCGAGGCAAAGGAGCUCGGCAUGGACGUAUCCCUAUUCGAGCGACUGCAGGUGCACAAGGAGUCCCAGGCCAGCCUCACUUCGCAGUAUCGCAUGAAUAGCCGCAUUGCCGUGCUCGCCUCCAAACUGUUCUACGGUGGCCUGUUGAGAUGCGCGACCGACGAGGUGGCCGAUGGUCGUCUACAGAUCUCGGAAAACCACGGAAAUGCGUCUAUCUCCCUCGUUUUCCCGCCGCUCCUCGCGCAUUCUGUCGUGUUUGUCGACACCGAUUCGGCUGGAAAUGAUGAUGCAACGAUGUCGAUGGAAGGCCGCGGAGCCACCAGCAACGUCUACGAAGCGGCGAUCCACAGCAAGAUUAAUUCG
Molecule: messenger RNA, 3549 nt
Organism: Mesorhabditis spiculigera
Lineage: Eukaryota; Metazoa; Nematoda; Chromadorea; Rhabditida; Rhabditidae
Source: the annotation of a GenBank genome assembly